Messenger RNA from Peromyscus eremicus (cactus mouse), 3042 nucleotides. It is a transcript of the gene Itprid1, whose product is annotated as ITPR interacting domain containing 1. Lineage: Eukaryota; Metazoa; Chordata; Mammalia; Rodentia; Cricetidae. The transcript is spliced from 13 exons. The record is from RefSeq and is a predicted model, not a curated record. The coding region runs from base 1 to 3042 and encodes 1013 amino acids. Gene Ontology annotation, molecular function: signaling receptor binding.
AUGAUGAUGGAGAAAUUACAAGGAUCUGACACCCCUGUAGCAGUCCUGGAAAAGAGCAAGAGAGAGAUCCUAAGGCAUACCAAGAGGGCAUGGACACCUCUGGAUGGCCAGCUCCUUCUUGGCUCUGAAGAAGAAAGCGCAAUGGUCUCUAUGCACAUGCCAGAAAAUUCCAAACAGGAAAGUAUCCAGCAGUGGCUGGACUCUGGAUUCUUUGUCUCUGUAAAUGAAAACUUCCAGCAAGCCAUCAACCAUUCUGCUUCUUUGCAUGAACAAGGAAUGGUUCAAAUGACUGUGAAAGACUACAUGAGAUCUCUGCAUCAGUUCUCAGAGACUCCUACCCUGUCCAGAGGGACUAGUUUCAACUCGUGCUAUUCCACCACAGGGGUACCACAAAGCAUUCCUGAAUGGCUGGAAUUUUGGGAAAAAGACCCAGUGGAGAUUCUCCUGGAUCUAGGCUUUGGUGCUGAUGAGCCAGAUAUCUGCACACAAAUCCCAGACAGAUUCCUUGGUUGCAGCUCAGCAGCCAGAGGAAUCAACAUCCGUGUUUUUCUUGAAGCACAGAAGCAGAGGAUGGACUUGGAGAACCCUGACUUGUACGGCCGGUUCCAACAGUUGGAAAUCUUGGAUCAUGUGACCAAUGCCUUCUCAUCUUUGUUGAAUGAUGUUAACACCCUCCAGAACCAAGCUGAAGAGAAAGCUGAAAGACAGGGUAUGCAUAGCCCCACAUCCAGUGGCGCUAAAGAGCAUCGGCAAAGAAUGAGUCAACUUUUAAGAACUUCAAGGCAGAAUAUCAGGAGGGUUGGUAACCCAGCACUGUCAGAACCAUUCAAGAUGGAAGAUGGGACUUCUACUCUGCCAACCAAGCCAUGGGAGCAUAGACUGGAACUACAAGUGGCUUCCAUUAGCAAUGAUGGGAGUCAAGUGCCUCCUUCUAUAGAGCAUGGUUCUGCCCAAGCCUGCAAUGACUUGUUACCUUGUCUUCCUCCACAAGCUCUUCUGGACAAGCAGUGGCCUUGUUCAUCCUCACUGGCAAAACAGUCUCCUCAUACCAAUGUGUCUGAGGGGUCAGUUAGGAGAAAAACUUGGAUAGAUAAGUGGAUUCACAUGGACAAGCUUAAGAACUUGUCUCACAUUGUGAGUAAAGGACCAGACUCCUUUGAAAUGGAAGAGGUCCAAAGCUUUGAAGAAGACAUUGGCAACCCUAUUAACCCGAUUUCAGGAAUUGUAGGCACCCGAGUGGACAGAACCAACAGCUGUCAGUCGGACAGCAGUGGGUUUUUGGAGGAGCUGCCAGACCCCCAUCCCUUCCAGGUGUCUUCCUUGCCAGGCAGCCAGAGUCCCACUGAGGGUAGAGGUAGCAAACCAAGGGAUCAGAGUCAUAGCCCAGCACCAUGGCAGGACUGUCAGCAAGAGUCCAAUGGCUCUGAAACCAAGAGUAUGGUGAGCUCAUCUUUGUCAAGCCAUGAUAGGAGUAUAUUGGAAGGAAAGGUCUCAGCAUCCAUGGAGGAGGAGGAGCUUCAACUUGAGGCUAUGGAGGAGCUACCAAAGAUACUCACCCCAGAUACGACCCUCACCAAGACCACGAUGGUGGGAGAAUACCCAGGGAGUCUUGUUGGAACUGUAGUCACUUCUACAUGUAAUAACACAAUGGGGAUCAUGGUGGCUCCUGUCACAGAAAAGGAAGACAGAUCUCUGAGACAUAAGGGUACUGGGAAAAUGCUGAUACAAAGGCACCGCUUUGAGUCACCAAGGUCAUCCAGGAUUGAUCAGACUCCAGACAGUUUCUAUCUCGUGGACUCUGAGAUCCCAGGAACAGAGGACAGCAGCAAGGCCUGCCCCGACACCAAACAAAGCUCAGUAGUGCAGGAGAAGCUAGCACAGCACUCUCAACAGCACGGAGGAGCCACGCCCUAUAAAGGUGACCUUGUUCAAAACUCUGAUAAGUCAGCUCCCCACCUUGAGAAGCCACCUGGAGAUGCUCCCACUGACUCAAAUGCUGCCAGCUCUUGGUCUGUGACAACCCAGAUGUCCUCCAAUCUGGUGUCAGCUGCUCAGAGUGUUGUAGACUUGGGGACCUACUAUAAAGGAACAGCUUUAGAUUGCAGUCCAUGUGACCCUGUUAAUACCACAGACCUGAGAGUGCAGACAGAAGCAAAGCAGGUCAAUGAUGUUGCUGUUCAGACUUACACAUAUGAAUGCAAACCCAGGCCCUCACAUAAGGCCUUAAUUCAUAGACCCUGGCCCCUCACCAAAUCCAUCUCUUUGGACACAGGUUUUUCUAGCACCUCCCCAACAGGCCUCUGUCACACCAUACCUGCCCACUGUUGUGUCUGCUGUCAUCACUGUCCCAAUUGCCAGGGAAGGAGGCAAAUCCCUGGCCCAGAACCCUCUAUUUGCAGGCAUUUCCUGUACUCACAUGCAGAGGAUCCUGAAGCCCGGUUCACGAAGACAUUGAAAAUACUUCAGGACACUACUGUGAGGGACUUGUGUUCUUGCACAGUCUAUGAGAUGGAAACCAUGAAGAUGGUGUGCCAGAGUUUCCAGGAGCACUUAGAGGAAAUUGAACAGCACUUCAUGGGACAGCAGGCACUCUUUCCCAGGGACAUGUCAGAAGAGGAAAGGGAAGAGGCUGAGGACCUGAGGACUUUGCGAGAGGCCCUGAGGCAGCAGGUGGCAGAGCUGGCAUUUCAGUUAGGAGACCGGGCCAGGCAAAUCAAAGAGGGUGUCCUACUGCAGCUAGACCUUCUCUCAGAGGAGCUACCUGAACACUGUGCAAAUCUGCAACAAUGCAAAUGGACAGAGGGAGAGUACGGCCAGAGUUCAUGUGUUCAAACCCACACUGUGUCCCCCGAGCCUGCCCUGCCUGACAGCAAUGGGCAGCAGAUUCCCUGCUCGGGGGUGGCUCAGCUAGUUGCUCUUGGUCCCUCUGACCUUGAGACCAGACGUGGGAUGUCUCUACAGUCACCAGCUAUGACAGAGUCAGGUCCGGGUCCUUCAUCAAGUAGUACAGUAGAGGAAUCUCUGCUGGACCAGAGAGUUUGA